UGGCAACCCUGACUUCAAUCCUUAUCAAAAAGUAUACCAACUCUCUGUCUGUCCUAUCUUCUAUGUUUUAACCACCUUAACCAAAAAAUAGUUCAACUUCGCCCAUUCCAUUAGUAAUAUUAAUAUUGCACAUUGAUAAUUAUAAUUAUUUAAGAAUCGUAAUGAAAUUAACUGGGACAAUUUUAUUUCUAACUUUUAUAUUGUUUUGCAAUGGUACAAUCGAAAAUAAAAUAGUGAAGGCCAGAUUAGAGAGUUGUCCUGGAUGUUCCUUGAAUAGACUUCAUGAUGUAAAAAAAUUUGUUUAUGAAGACAUUGGGAAAUAUGACAAUGUAGAAUGGAAAAAAAUUUCUGGUGCACCUCCUGAACUUAUAUUUUAUAAUUCGGCGGACGAAGAGGUAGAGAGGCAUCAACUUAGUAAGCUCAGCAGAAAAGAAUGUAAUGAAUUGUUAAAUAGUAAGGGUUUUAGUAUGAGAACUAACGAUAAAGAGUUGUAGUAUUUGAAUUAUCCUCCAUUUCCACUCAAAACUGCACCUGAAUUGUGUUUGUAACAAUUUAAAUAAAAAACUAUUAAAUCAGU
This is a messenger RNA of Leptinotarsa decemlineata (Colorado potato beetle), 577 nucleotides long. Its product is annotated as selenoprotein M. The record is from RefSeq and is a predicted model, not a curated record. NCBI's taxonomy places the organism in Eukaryota, Metazoa, Arthropoda, Insecta, Coleoptera, Chrysomelidae. Gene Ontology annotation, molecular function: oxidoreductase activity. Gene Ontology annotation, cellular component: endoplasmic reticulum lumen.